CGUGGAGUCUCCUUCUCAAAGAGAAAACCAAGCCAGUCAAAAAGCUGCUCAUUACGUCGUUGACAAAUCAAAAGAGAGAAGCAAAUGGCCCUCCAACUCAGUCCAUUUCUCACUUCUAAACCCAUGAAGUCACUUUCCUUCAAGUUGCAUUCGACCGCCAAUCCCAGCCACAGGUCUCCCAAGUCCAUGUCCUGCAAUGUUGGCUCUGGCUCCGCCACCAUGGAGAAGGUCAAUAAGCCUUCUGUUCCUCACUGGGAGGCGCAUGUUCAGGUAACCCACUCCAUGCCACCCGAAAAGAUCGAAAUAUUCAAAUCCAUGGAGCAUUGGGCCAAGAAGAAUUUAUUGGUUCACUUGAAGCCUGUCGAGAAUUGUUGGCAACCACAAGACUUUCUGCCGGACCCGGAGUCGGAUGGAUUUGAAGAACAAGUUAAAGAACUUAGGGAGAGGGCUAGGGAAAUCCCUGAUGACUACUUUGUUGCUUUGAUUGGAAACAUGAUAACAGAAGAGGCCCUUCCUACUUAUCAGACGAUGCUUAAUACUUUGGACGGAGUUAGAGAUGAGACAGCUUCGAGCCUAACACCUUGGGCCAUUUGGACAAGGGCAUGGACUGCGGAGGAGAACAGACAUGGUGACCUCCUGAACAAGUAUUUGUACCUGUCUGGACGAGUGGACAUGAAGCGAAUCGAGAAAACGAUUCAAUAUCUGAUCGGGGCAGGGAUGGACCCUCGAACGGAAAACAGCCCCUACCUGUUGUUCAUAUACACUUCAUUUCAAGAAAGAGCGACAUUUAUUUCUCACGGAAAUACCGGCAGGCUUGCCAAGGCACAUGGGGACGUGAAAUUGGCUCAAAUUUGUGGGGCAAUUGCAUCAGAUGAGAAGCGCCAUGAAGCAGCCUAUACAAAAAUCUUGGAGAAGCUCUUUGAGAUCGAUCCAGAUGGCACUAUCUUGGCACUUGCCGACAUGAUGAGAAAGAGGAUCACUAUGCCAGCACAUCUGAUGUAUGACGGUUGUGAUAACAACAUUUUCUCCCACUACUCAGCCGUUGUUCAGAGGCUUGGCAUUUACACAGCAAAGGACUAUGCAGAUGUUCUGGAGUUUCUGGUGGGAAGGUGGAAGGUGGAGAAUCUGACUGGACUUUCAGCAGAGGGAAGAAAAGCCCAGGAUUGCGUCUGCGGUUUAGCACCAAAAAUGAGAAGGCUGGAGGAGAGAGCUUGGGAAAGGGCCAAGGAAGCACCUACUAUUCCUUUCAGCUGGAUUUCUGAUAGACGAGUGAAGCUUUAGGGUAUAAAUUUCCUAUACAUCGGUUGGAAUCAGUCUUUCUCAUGCUUGUAGUC
Molecule: messenger RNA, 1334 nt
Organism: Syzygium oleosum
Lineage: Eukaryota; Viridiplantae; Streptophyta; Magnoliopsida; Myrtales; Myrtaceae
Product: stearoyl-[acyl-carrier-protein] 9-desaturase, chloroplastic-like
Exons: 3
Coding region: 85-1281 (398 amino acids)
Biological process (GO): defense response; fatty acid biosynthetic process
Cellular component (GO): chloroplast stroma
Molecular function (GO): stearoyl-[ACP] desaturase activity; stearoyl-CoA 9-desaturase activity
Source: RefSeq, a predicted model, not a curated record